AUGGAUGCUCAUGUUAGACGGACUCCUGAGCAAGUAGUCAAUGAGAGGCAUAAUAGUAGUUCUACUCAGACUACUAUAGAGAACCGUUUUAGGACACCAGAACAAAAAGCUAGAGAUGAUUAUCACAUUGCUAAGUGGUUGUAUCAGCAAGGUAUCCCAUUCAAUGCUAUUAAGGCAAGGACCUUUGAGGUGAUGUGCGAGUCUAUUGCACAAUAUGGUUCUGGAUAUAUUCCACCUUCAUAUCAUCAAGUGAGAGUGCCAUUGUUAAGAAAUGCUGUGAAUGAAACUGCAAAGAUGAAGAAAAAAUAUGAAGAGUAUUGGAAGCAGUAUGGGUACACUCUUAUGUCUGAUGGAUGGACGGAUAAACGGGGAAGGCACUUAAUUAAUUUUCUCGUUAACUGUCCAGAGGGGACUUAUUUCAUGGGAUCUGUUGAUGCAUCUGGUAUGGUUCAAAGUGCACAAAUGCUAUUUGAAUUGCUUGAUAGCAAAAUUGAUGAGAUUGGUGAGGAUUAUGUCAUUCAAGUUGUGACUAAUAAUGCUUCAAACUAUAAGUUAACUGGUGGUCUGAAAGACUUUAAGAAUGUGAUAGGUAAGGCAAAAAAAAUAACCACCUUCAUCUACAGGCACACACGUCUUCUUGAUGCAAUGAGGAAAAGAACUGGACAAAAAGAUCUUGUGAGAGCUGCAGUUACGAGAUUUGCAACUGCUUGUUUGACAUGUCAGAGCUUAGUUAGGCAUAAGGAUACAUUGAAGCAUUUGUUUAAUUCUGAUGAGUGGAAGGGUUCUAAUUUGUCAAAGACAGAGGAUGGAAAGAAAGUGGAAGAAACGGUGUUUGCUGUACCAUUUUGGAACACUGUGGAGGAUUUUAUUAGAGCAUCGAAGCCACUUAUUGUUGUUUUGAGGAUUGUUGAUGGUGAUGAGUGGCCUGCAAUGCCUGAAGUUUAUGUUGCUAUGGAAGAGGCAAAAAAGAAAAUACGUGAACAUUUAGCACAUAAAGAACGGCUGUGGAAGAAAAUUAUAAGUAUCAUUGACAGGCAUUGGGAGUGUCAGAUGGAGCGUCCAUUGUAUGGAGCCGCACUAUUUCUUAAUCCCGGAAAAUUUUUCAUGUUCAAGGAAAAUGAAAAUGGCAAACUGAUUGCCAAUCUACACAUCUCAUUGGUUGAUGUCAUGACCAGAUUGGUAGUUGACCCUGCUAUACAGACAAGAUAA
Messenger RNA from Telopea speciosissima, 1209 nucleotides. RefSeq lists its product as uncharacterized. The coding region runs from base 1 to 1209 and encodes 402 amino acids. NCBI's taxonomy places the organism in Eukaryota, Viridiplantae, Streptophyta, Magnoliopsida, Proteales, Proteaceae. The record is from RefSeq and is a predicted model, not a curated record. The transcript is spliced from 2 exons.